AUGGGCCUGAAGGACCAUCUGGAGGAUGGGACAGGCCACAUCCUCAGCCUGGAGCUGGAUCUGGACUACCUCCAUGUGGAAGGUGCUGAUCGUCAGAGGAGUCUGAGCACUGCAACCGAUGCAGGGAUUGUAGGAAUCUCGCAGGUCAGAGCUGGUGCCCCACAUAACAACAGCAUUGAUAGUAGUGGUAAUAGUUUUAGUACUCACUCAAGCUAUAGCAGCAGCAGUAGUUGCAGUAAUUUCUCAGAGGAGAGUGCAGUAUCCGACAGUGAAGAUGAGCGAAUCCAGAAUCGGUCCGAGUUUCAGAAUCCUCAUCGAGAUCAGCCUCACCCACACCACCAAGAGUCCUCCUCUGCCUGUCAGCCGGUCAGGCUGGACCUGACACAGCCAGACACAUCACCUCCGACCGACCCUGUCACUGACUGCCGCAACAAGGUGGAGUUUGCUCUCAAGCUAGGUUAUUCCGAGGAGCUGGUGCUGCUGGUGCUGAGGAAACUGGGCGCAGACGCACUCAUCAAUGACAUCCUGGGAGAGCUGGUCAAACUGGGAACCAAGACAGAGAUGGAGCAGCAAGGAGGUGCGACUGUUUACCAGUCUCCCUCCACCUCUUUAUCAUCCUCUUUGGCCUCCUCCACCUCCUUCAGCUCCUCUCUGGACUCCUGUCGGCUGCUGUGUGCGUCCCAGCUGCUGGAGGACAAAGAUAACCUUCGGCCUGUUGUGGUGGAUGGGAGCAACGUAGCCAUGAGUCACGGAAAUAAGGAAGUGUUCUCGUGUCAAGGCAUCCAGCUGGCUGUUGAUUGGUUCUUAGAAAGAGGCCACCGUGACAUCACUGUUUUUGUCCCUGCCUGGAGAAAAGAGCAGUCGCGGCCUGACGCUCUCAUCACAGACCAGGAGAUUUUGAGGCAACUAGAGAAAGAGAAGAUCCUGGUCUUCACUCCAUCUCGCCGUGUGCAGGGGCGUCGCGUGGUUUGCUACGACGACCGCUUCAUCGUCAAACUGGCCUACGAGUCCGACGGCAUCAUUGUCUCUAAUGACAACUACCGCGACCUUGCCAAUGAAAAGCCAGAGUGGAAGAAAUUCAUCGAUGAGCGUCUGCUGAUGUACUCCUUUGUAAAUGACAAAUUCAUGCCACCAGAUGACCCACUAGGACGUCAUGGACCCAGUCUGGACAACUUUCUAAGGAAGAGGCCUGUUAUUCAGAGGAAGCAGCCGUGCCCAUAUGGGAAGAAGUGCACAUAUGGCCACAAGUGCAAGUUUUACCAUCCUGAAAGGGGCAGCCAGCCCCAGCGUGCCGUGGCUGAUGAGCUCCGAGCCAGUGCCAAAAUUUCAUCAGCCACUUCCAGAGGCCUGCUGGAAGACUCCCUGAUGAUAAAGAGCCAAAGUCCUGGUCAAGGUCACAGAAUGGCUGAGGCCGAGCCAAGUCAGGGCACUCCAAAGAAACAACCAAACCCCAGCCCCCGAAGCUCCUUCAGUGACCUCCUGGAGGACAGGCUUCGGGUCCAGUCCAAAGUGGAAGGACAGAAGGGAAGCAGCAGCAGCAGCAGCAGUAGUUGUAGCAUCAACUUUUUAGGGUAUCCUGCUCCCGGGGCACCUCCUUCAUCAGGAAACCUGGAUAAAUGGGAAUACCCUGGGGGAAGUUCCAGAUUUGCUGGAGCCUUGGGACCGAGUCAGGCCGACACUUACCACAGAUGUCAGUCACCAGAGGUAGGAUACAGCUCACUGGCAAAGGCAUAUUCAAGCCUCAAUCUGGUUGUGCCACAAAGUCAUGAAUGCUUCUUCCCAGCUGAUCUGCGAGCAGGCUUGCUGUCAGAUUGUAGCAGUGAAGGCAGCAUCAGCUCGGACUCCUUCUCCCCUGAUCCCUUAUUAGAUGACGGCCCCAAGUGCCACCAUCACCACCACCAUCCUCAUCACCAUCAUCACUGCUCUGGCCAGUACACCCGUCCUACAAGUCGUGUCCCACCUGGAUUGGGCCAUCGUGCUCCUCAUGGCUAUCCCAUUCCUCUAGCAUUGCAAAGACAGCGUGAUUUUGGUUGGGAAGACCAUUCAUCUUCGGUUACGUGUCACGCAUCUCCACAUCCUUUCAAAAGCCCAUCGGCCUAUGUUGCACCCCACCUUCAAUAUUCGUCACCGAGCAGUUUCCCAGGGGAAUUCCCAGCUAGUCCACGAUGCCCACCCCAGACCUCGCCUGCCCACUCCCACUCUAAGAGCUCCUCCCUUGGCCGAAACCUAAUGGGCUCCCUUUGGCAGGAUGGUGGGUUCCCGGACUCCAGAGUAUACGAAGGGUCACCACUUAAUUCCCGAAGAAACUACACUUCCCUAAACCAACAACCACUGCCGCACAUAAACUGGGAGCCCCAAUACCAACAGUCGCCCAAGUCCUGCUAUGAUCUGUUUACCUUGCAGAGCAGGGGGAGGGAAGCUCAUUCAUCGCCCCAUGGCCUCUCAACAUCGAGUCUUCCACCGCUCCCGCAGCUGCCCCUCACAUCCAUCUCUCCCCACAAAAGCGACCUGCCCCCAGUGUCGCAGCACCAGGAUCCCCCAACCCUGGGUCGAUACCAGGACCUGAGAGAGAGGAUGUUUGUUAACUUGUGUUGCAUCUUCCCUCCAGAUUUAGUGAGAAUGGUGAUGACCAGAAACCCUCAUGUGAUGGAUGCUCAGGAGCUUGCAGCUGCAAUUUUGAUGGAGAAAAUGCAAAUCUAG
Molecule: messenger RNA, 2700 nt
Organism: Limanda limanda (common dab)
Lineage: Eukaryota; Metazoa; Chordata; Actinopteri; Pleuronectiformes; Pleuronectidae
Product: probable ribonuclease ZC3H12C
Exons: 5
Coding region: 1-2700 (899 amino acids)
Cellular component (GO): cytoplasmic ribonucleoprotein granule; nucleus
Molecular function (GO): RNA endonuclease activity; mRNA binding; metal ion binding
Source: RefSeq, a predicted model, not a curated record